Messenger RNA from Coregonus sp. 'balchen', 7551 nucleotides. Lineage: Eukaryota; Metazoa; Chordata; Actinopteri; Salmoniformes; Salmonidae. The record is from the annotation of a GenBank genome assembly.
CUUGAGACAGAAGUUCCACUUGGAUGCCCAAAAUACACACUUUGUCCAGAUUUCAUCAUGAAUCGGAAUAAGCGUGAAAAGGAGUUUUACAGUUUAGACGUUGGUGAUUCCACUUUUACGGUUUUGAAGCGCUACCAGAAUUUAAGACCCAUAGGUUCCGGAGCACAGGGAAUUGUCUGGUGAGUAGACGGAGCUGUGAAUUAGAAAGGAAAAGAGAUGCGCUGUAGCCCAAUUCGCAUGAUCAAGUGGCUAUGUUGUGUGUGUAACUUUGGAAAAUAACAUCUAUCUAACAUAACCAUUUGCUAGCUAUUUUAAAUGGCAUUGGAAGUCAAUAUGAUAUUUUAUUAGCUGCUGCAAGUUGUUUGUAUACCAUUGUUCCAGUAUUACACUUAGAUAAUUUGAACCCUGUUAUUGAUCUAGGAUGUGGGAAAGUAGGAACAACUCACAUGCCUCCUAGUUAAAAAAAACAACAUAUUUUAUUAAAAAAGGAUGAAAGAUAUUUAUGUUUGGCCAUGCUCACCUUCUUCAGAUUGCAUCAUGCAGUAUGGAAUAACCUGUUAUAUUUUGUGUUUCCAGCUCAGCAUAUGACCACAACCUUGAACGAAAUGUUGCAAUAAAAAAACUCAGCCGGCCUUUCCAGAACCAGACCCAUGCCAAAAGAGCUUACAGAGAACUGGUGCUCAUGAAAUGUGUCAACCAUAAGAACGUAAGCUAUUUACCUCUCUCUGAAUCUGUGAUAGCAAAUGGGGGAGUGCAAGUGGGACAGGGAGUUGUCCGAAUUUAUAGAAAAGAAAGUAGACUGCAGCGACUGUUGUACCAUUUAACCAAAAUGUAAAAUGCAUCGUAUUUUCACUACAGAGAUCAUUCUAAAAUGUUGCUAUCCUCUUGUAGCUUUUACAUGAAUUCUUGAUGUUUACAUUUUUCAAAUGUUCAUUGCCUAUUUUAUGUAGUCUUAUCCAUUUAGCAAAGAACCCUUCUGUAGUUUUAGUGCACCCUUAAGCAGCGUAUUGUCAGCAUUAAAUACAAUGUUCCUCCAUAUGCUGCUCAUAGAACCAUGAUGCAUUGAUGCCUUUUGUAACUCCACAGAUUAUUGGCUUAUUAAAUGUAUUCACGUCACAGAAGACACUGGAGGAGUUUCAAGAUGUGUAAGUAACGUCAUCAUCGCCCUUAGUUAUAAAAUAAACAAGCACAAAUUACAAUAGUAUGUGCUCAGUGUUCCCUGGUAGGCUAUAGUGCUGAAAUGGCAAGAAGUAUAUAAAACAAUUGUUUUGUGCAGUGUAUGGUAGUGGGGAUGGGGUCUAUUGUGGGAUAACAGAUGGGUUAGUACAUUGCAGUGCAUGGGACGAAAUGUGAUUAAUUCUCAGAGCGGAGGAACUGUGAGAAUCUCUGCCUGCCUGAUUGGAGCUAAAAAAUAAAAAUGAACAAAUCAUAGCCUGAGGGUACACAGACCAUUUCACUAUGAUGGAGGAGCAGCCUGUGUGUGUGUGAGAGACGUGUAAUCGGUGUGUAUUCUUGCGUGUGUUUGGGUGUAUCUGUGUGUGUUUGCUUGUGUAUGCAUACGUUUGUGAGUGUGUACGUGUCAUCUCACCCACCCUUCCUUCCCUCUCCUCUGUAUCCGUCCCCAGUUAUAUUGUGAUGGAGCUGAUGGAUGCCAACCUGUGCCAGGUGAUUCAGAUGGAGCUGGACCACGAGCGGCUGUCCUAUCUGCUCUACCAGAUGCUGUGUGGCAUCAAACACCUUCAUGCCGCGGGCAUCAUACACAGGGUAGACACACGCACGCCUUGCCUAGCCUGACAUUUAUAGAGAGUUAUCCACAAAUCCCAUAUCUUUAAACCAUAUCCCCUCCUGGCCCCCACCCUCAGGAUCUGAAACCCAGCAACAUCGUGGUAAAGUCGGACUGCACACUGAAGAUCCUGGACUUCGGAUUGGCCAGGACAGCGGCCACGGGCCUCCUGAUGACCCCGUAUGUGGUGACCCGCUACUAUCGCGCCCCUGAAGUCAUCUUGGGCAUGGGUUACCAGGCCAACGGUGAGUGAGUGACCGAUCAUCGGAGCUGUGCGUGCCGCAGAACGCUGCCUUUCGCAUGCUGCGCCCACAAUAUCCUGAGACCCACCCUCACAGCCACACCACCCUGAUGGUGGCAUGCCUGGCUAUGCAUUGUGGGUUCCUUUCCUCCUGUAUAGAGAGCCAGUGCACAGCAGAUGUAGCACUUGUGUUUUCUAAGAGGACGUCCAGAGAUGGUGCAGCUGGACUAGAUGUCAGUGUGAAUCCAGUCACUUAUGGAUGCACUAGCUCACUUUAGUGCGCAUGCCUUUAACAAUUAAAAUGUUCUGCAAGAAUGUCUUAUGUGCAAAUGUGACGGGGCUUGAUAUCUCCAAAUCAUUGGACUCGGUUUGUUGUGCGAUUAAAUUCAGCGCUCAAAUACGGGAAAAAGUUUAUUUAACUUCAACUUCAACUGCCUGGAAAUAUGGCCAUCGCUGUACUCUUGACCAAAAAUGACCCAAACUUUCCUGCUGACUUGUUGCUUUGCUUAUUUUCUUCUCCUUCUUUCCAUGCUACACAUAUUUAGUGGAUAUAUGGGCUGUUGGCUGCAUUAUGGCAGAAAUGGUUCGCCACAAAAUCCUUUUUCCAGGAAAGGAUUGUAUCCUUGUGCUGCUUGCAGCAGUUCAGUUCUGCAUAAAAAAAAAGAAAACGUCACCAAGUUUAUAUGUCAAAGAGCAACUGUCGAAAUUCUAUCUCUCUUCUGAUAUGCCUGACACCUCCUCACCCACUUCCAACCCCCACACCUUCACUCUAUCCCCCAAGCACACAGCACUGUAGCUUGAAGCACCUCUGACUCACACAUCAAGCACCUGAAAUAGAAUUCAACGAUGGUUUGCUCUUUCAUUUGUACCAAGAAAUGCAAUUGCAAAAGAUACCCUCUUAUCUCAUAUUAUUGUUUGCCGUUCUUCUUCAAAGAUAAACAGCCAUUUGGGCAGAAAAUAUUAAAUGGACACUGUCCUAACACAGAAUAUCUUAUAUACUGUAUAUGGUGGACUGGUAGGGCUUUUAUCAAUGAUCUAAUAUUGGCAUUUGUCUAUUUAAUUGAUAGUAUUAAUUUACCCCACUGAGAAUCUUGAGGGUGGUAUGUAGGCAGUUCUCUGAGAGUGAACCAAAAAACCCACACCGUAUCAUGAUGCACUGCUUAGCGGUUUGACAUGAGUGUUUGCAUGUGUUCAUUUUCUUUGUCACACAACAUCACCUUGUCUGCAUCAUUAUUCAUUCCUUGUUUUAUUAUUUUUCAUUUUGAUUGUUUUGAUUUCUGCAUGCUAAUUGUAUUGUCAUUUCAUUUCUCAGUUGAUGUCUGGUCUAUUGGCUGCAUCAUGGCAGAAAUGGUCCGAGGUAGUGUGUUGUUCCCUGGCACAGAUCGUAUCCUUACCUGGACCCUCAUCGUCCCUCCAUUGUGUGUGUGAAUUUGUUAUGUGUGUGAAAGAGUGUGUGUGUUGUGGUGGUGAGACCGCCCUACUACUGCAUACAAAUUAAUUUCCAUUGGGUUGGGUAUAUGUGAAUGGGUUUGUACCAUAUAGAUAGAUACUAAAACCUGUUUUAGCAUGGGCAGCGCCAUUGAGGACUUUCACCAUUUUUAAGUAGUCAACUAGGUGGGACUUCCUAUGGGUUAAGGAAGGAUCACAUAAUUCCAUCCAGAUCACCAGGAGGGAUCAGCCAAUUAAUUAUACUUGUGAGGAAACAUUCUAUAACUUCAGAUGAAAGUAAAUCACCAACCUUGGCUUAUACCGGUUCAAAUAACUCACUCUAGAUGGCAGUAUGCACCCUUUCAGUUUGUUUGCCAACUCCUACAACUAGUAGAAGAAGAUAAUUGACUACUUUAAAAUGUAGAUGGCCUCAAUGGCGCUGCCCGUGCUCUCACAGACGCCAUAAUGGGACGGAUACCAUGAUGCCAUGUCUAUCUAAGUCUAUGGUUUGUACCUGUCGGAGGCCAUUUCAACUCAAGGGAAAACUGUUCUGAUCACUUCACCUCAUUAUACAGUCCCGCACUGAGGCUUGUGGUUCUGUUUUCAGUGUUUUGUGUGUCCGUCUCAUGAGAGAAAAGACGAUCAAACAGCUUUCCCUUGAUUACUCAAUCACAGUUGCUCAACAAAGGCAACAGUGAAAUAAAUUAGCCAUGUGUCCAGUGUCCAUAAUCCUCCACAACAACCGAUUUCUUUAUCCUAACUACAAGCCCAAAACUUUGUCAAUCGUCCCUCUUGUGAAAAGCCCUGUGCAGCGUUUUUCUUACAUGUUGGAACGUCAGAUAUUGAUCAGUGGAGCAAGGUGAUCGAGCAGCUGGGGACUCCCAGUCAGGAGUUCCUGAUGAAGCUCAACCAGUCGGUGAGGACCUACGUGGAGAACAGACCACGCUAUGUCGGCUACACUUUUGAGAAGCUCUUCCCCGACGUCCUCUUCCCAGCCGACUCGGAGCACAAUAAACUGAAAGGUAAAUGUGGAGAGCACACCCCCCUGGGGGACACCCAAAGCAUGACAACUGCAGUAUUGUGUGUCAUUGUGAGGUGCCAGUUGUGAGAUGCAACAUGUCUCCUACAUGUUUGUAUGACAAAAAUAUUCUAAAUGUAUAGUUAGUUAUUUGCUGAAUAUAAGUACAUUACGUGCCUAAAACUUUCUCUGAUAUGCGCUAACUAAUGGAGUCCGACUUACUUAGGUGAUCAAUUGUUAAUUCCACAGAAAGUAGUCAAGUUAGAUGAUGGUUAAUACAGUAUUUUAUGUAGUGGUUUGAAGCCUUACUCCGCUUUGAUUCUGAUCAUGUUUGACUAAGGGACUCUAUUCUGGCCCACUACACUACUUUAUCAGCACAGUGAAUGUCAGCCGAGUGAAGGAGGAGGAAUUUGCCCAUGCCAUUAAUUUCUCUAUUCAUCUUAAUUGCCUCGCAGCAAGUCAAGCCAGAGACCUAUUAUCAAAGAUGUUGGUAAUAGAUGCCUCCAAACGGAUCUCUGUGAGCGAGGCUCUCCAGCACCCCUACAUCAACGUGUGGUAUGAUCCAACUGAAGUGGAGGCGGUAAGCACUUACUUGCUCAUUAUGUGGGCAUGGAGGGGUGGUUCUUGUGUUGUCUAUUCUUAUGUUAGAUAAUAACAUGACUCUUCAGAUCUACUGUGUGUGUGUCUUAAUGUGUGCGCAUGCUUCUAAAAAACACUUUUAGUGGUGGUUCACAAUAAGAGGGAACAUGCAAGCCCUGUGAGUUUGCCUGCCUGCAAAAGGCUUAGCCCACAUCAGAUGAUAAUCGUCUCUGACUGUUUAUCAGGCCGUCGCUGAAAGCAGGUGCUCUGGAUUUGACAUCCAUUGACAGGCAUGUCGUCAUCACAGAGAUUGCACUUGGAUGUGUCAACCUGUUUUUCCUCAGUCACGAAAUCUCCACCUCGGCUACCGUGCAGUGUGUGGGUGAAGAAUGAAAUGUUGCACUCCCCUUAGUCACUCACCAGUCCUCAAAACGGACAAAAUCAGCCUUGAGACGUGUAGAUUUGGCAGCAGUGCAGCGGCGCCUUGCACACAUUUGAAUGUGACUCAGCCAAGUGAAGAGAAGGUCAUCAGUCCCUGUGUCACCCCACUUACAGUACACUCUGUUCUGUCCUCUUCCUGUUGCAGCCCCCACCGUUGAUCACCGACAAGCAGCUGGAUGAGAGGGAACACACAGUGGACGAGUGGAAAGGUACUGUAGAGAGAGCGAAGCCAUUUUUCUUACCCAUGCUUUGACGCAUACACUCUGAGCACUUUUACAUUUUUGCAUUAUGUUACAUUACAAUUGCACGUUAUUCUACUAAGAAUCUACAUCUCACGAUGAACUUGUGGGACAUUUAAUCUUAAUAUUUGAGUGUCAUUCAGGUUUUCCCCUUUGUGUAUAUGUCUGUUUGUCCUAACAAAUCCCUGUCUCAAGUCUAAAGUGAGAAGUGUGUGGUGUAUCCUUCGCCUGCCUCCCUGUAUAAUCUAAACCUGGUCUGAUGAUUUAACCCUGAUCCCUCUGGGAGCGUGAUAAUGACACCCAGAGUUUAACAGAGCCCUGUUUAUUGGCUCUAUUCUCAAGUGUCGACUCCCUGUGUCACAUCAUGCUUGCUGUGUUGCGGUCUGUCAUGCUCUUCAUAGGUUUAUGUCUCUUGUCUAAGGUUGCAAAAUACCCAAACGUUCCCAAAAUUCCCAGAUUUUCCAGAAAUCCCGGUUGUAGGGUUCCCAGAUUUCCUCCUUAUUCCCUCCUGAUUCCAGGAAUCUUCCAACCAGGAUUUCUGGAAAACCUGAGAGUUUUGGUGAAGUUAUCGAAAGUUGCAACUGUACUUGCUCUCUUUUACCAAAUGUUGUGUUCCACUACAGAUUUGAUAUACAUGGAGGUCCAGGACUGGGAGGAGAGAACGAAGAAUGGAGUGAUCCGGGGACAGCCAGCGUCUUUAGGUUAGUUUAGAGAGUUUUCUCUACAGGGAAUGAGCACUCCCACUCUGAUUAUAGCCUGUAACUAUGGCCCAGUGUUUUUCCUGGUCAGGUCCCGUGGUCAGGAAAAACUCCUCGUCCAAGAGUACUAGGUGUGGGAGCAACAAAUUGAGACUGACACUCUCUCUCUGCCCAUAAUUGGCUUCUGCUCCAGAUCUGGCUUGAAGGACGAUGUUAAUUUCUUUAAGAACCUUUCCUCUUUCUGUCUGCUGAAAUGUCAUUGCCUAACCAGAAGUCAUUUGUGGUUCAAGUCUGACUUGAUGCCCCUUCAAUGUUUCUCCAUACAUGUAGCACAGGUGCAGCAGUGAGCAGCGGCCCCCAGCAGUACCCUUCUACAUCGUCCUCGUCAGUCAACGAUGUGUCCACCGACCCCACCCUGGCUUCCGACACGGACAGCAGCCUGGAGACAGCCUCUAACACGGACCCGCUGGGCUGCUGCAGAUGACUAUCACCCUGCCCUGGGCCCUGUCCCACUGGUCCCGCCACUUGUCUUCAAUGGUGUAGAGUUUAGGCCAGUUUCACUGUUUAAAAAAUAUAUAAUUUUUCCCGAAAACUACUGCUACAGAGUUAUUUGAGUUAUUAGAUUUUUGAUUUUUGAGUCCAGGCUGUAAUGUAUUUUUUUAAACCUGAGAUCGUUAUGAUUUCACUAUGCUGUGGUUUCGACCGAUGGUGAGAAUUUGAGAACAUUUGUAAAAGCUUUAUAAAAGCUUUUUUUGUGUGUUUUUAGUUUCAUCAACUUUUAUUUCAAGAUACUGCUAUUUCAACUGGCCAUAUCGAUGUAGAAUGAGUUUGUACAGAUUUUAUGGUAAAUAUAUAUUUUCAAUUUGAGUUUGCAGUAAGCCAUUUCAACCAUAUAAUUUUAGUACUCCCCUUCAGAAUAGUAAUAUUACUUUGCCUAUUUUAUCUUUUUCAUAUGGGAUUUUGUGUUUAAUGCAUAUAUCCAUUGGGUUGAAUUUCGAGAAACUUUAGAACUGUUUUCCUCUUGUGAGUCACUACUUCCUUGUAAAAAAAAUCCAAGUUGAUAUAACAGCUUUAUUUUUUUAAAUCUUUGUUUUUUAUUAGUUUAGUCUUAAAAUAUCUCAAAA